Rhopilema esculentum is the source of this 2978-nucleotide messenger RNA. Its product is annotated as protein GDAP2 homolog. NCBI's taxonomy places the organism in Eukaryota, Metazoa, Cnidaria, Scyphozoa, Rhizostomeae, Rhizostomatidae. The record is from RefSeq and is a predicted model, not a curated record.
UGCGCAGGUACUGUCAUUGGUGGAGGUCACAGAGAGGGUGGGCCUAAGGACUGAAAGUCUGAAACACCUGAACAAUUUAACUUUCAAGCCUUGCACUCUUUAUAAACUACAGUGUUGCGAAGGUUUAUAAUAAAAAAGAGAAUGGAAUCAUUUCGUGACCCACUUAGUACGUUGACAGGGAUCGUGGAGGCGACUUCGCUGAAGAGGUGGGCUACAACUGACACUCCAUAUUAUCCUGAACUUGAAGAAGAGAGGGUUUCGAGGUUUCCCUUCAGCUAUGGAAUCAACGAUAAAGUAGUAUUAUGGGAAGGUGAUGCUACAAAGCUAAUUACAGAUUUGAUUGUAAACCCAACCAAUGAGUCACUGACCGAUAAGAAUCCACUUAGUGAGAGAAUACACAAAGUAGCUGGUCCUUUACUGAAGGAGGAAUGCAGAAGUAAUCUUAUAAGUUGCAGAACAGGACAAGCUAAAAUUACAAAAGGAUAUGAGCUCCCAGCUAGAUAUGUUGCACAUACAGUUGGGCCUAGAUAUAAUGUGAAAUAUAAAACAGCUGCAGAAAGUGCGUUGUACAUGUGCUACAGAAAUGUUCUUGGACAUGCAAGGGAGCACCAUUUAAAGUCACUCGGAUUGUCAGUGAUACACACAACAAGAAGGGGAUAUCCACCUGAGGAAGGGGCCCACAUUGCCCUAAGGACCGUGAGAAGAUUUCUUGAAAAAAACUUCGAUGCUUUUGAAGUGGUUGUUUUCAUCGUUGAGCCUAUUGAUGAGAGCAUCUAUAAGAGAUUAAUGCCGCUGUAUUUCCCAAGAAGUAAAAGUGAGGAACAGUAUGCCGCCUCGCUGCUGCCACAAGACAUUGGGAAUGAAGAUGGAGAGCCAUUUAUUGCCGAUAGACAAAUAAGAAUAAAUGAAAAGCCACUGACAAAACGAGACGCAGAAAUCCUUGAAGAGGGCGAAUCACGCGUGGAUUUGAUCAACUCUUUUGUCGGAAGGCAUCCUUUUGCGUCAGUGGCAGCUGAUAACGAUCAGAUCAGGCGCGCAAAGUUGCAUGGGAGAACACCAGAAGAAAUGGAAGUGCUUGAGCAGCAACGGAGGUACGCUAAAUGGGUGAAGCGCUCGAGGACAGAGGAUUUUUCGGAUAUGAUCAAACUCCAGUUUUUGUAUCAGUCAGGGGUUGAUUUUAUGGGCCGUCCCAUCGUCGUUUUCGUCGCAAGGAACUUUCCUGCUCAAAGUAUAGACAUGAACAAGGCUGUUUCCUACUUUGUUCAUAUUAUGGAUGCAAUCGCCAGUAGGGAGUACGUUGUUGUGUAUUUUCACACAUUGGCGACAGAGGACAACGCUUUGUCAAUGUCAUUUCUUCGAGACAUGUAUGAAAUGCUGGACAUCAAGUUUCGUCUUAAUUUACGAAGUAUUUUCGUUGUUCAUGGAUCACUGUGGGACAGAAUCAUUACCUGGUUUUUCACCGUAUUUUCUGCAGCUACAAUAAAGGACCAAAUUAAAUUUCUAAGUGGUGUUCAAUACCUUUAUGACUACAUCAACCCUGAGCAACUUCAAAUACCACCUUUUGUAUUAGAGUACGAUGUACAGGAAAAUGGGCCUAAUUACUACGCACCAGGAAACCCCUAUCGUGUUGGAGCUUACUGAUGCAUCUGCAAACUGAACAUCACUGCAAUUUGGAUCAUGAACAAGAGGGCAUUGGAUUUAUUUCUGUACGUACUGAAAUUGACACAUGCAUACGCAUUUUUGUUCUGUUCUCUGCCAGUUGGGUUCAAAUUGACUGCACCAGUACUAGUCGGCCAUUAUUAAGGGAUAAUGUUUCCCAACCACAGUCAGCAAUAAGUUCCACCCAAGCUCGGUUGUGUGAGUCAUUCCUUUUUGCUUUUUCAUUUGAGACUUCUUGACAACUUUGAUGUCCACAAAUUUCCGUUGAAUCCACGACUAAAAAACGGAAGUUGCAUGCAUUUUAUUCAGUCUCUGCUACAUUUGGCGUUAUGAUUCUUGGCUUUUUUUAUGUAACACAUUUUUUUCGUUGUCGGUACGGUGGGUUAUCCGAAAAAAGUAACUUAUCGAAAUGAGAAUCAAGGAGAAGAGGUUUGUAGCGGUAGCUUGUACUGCUAGUGUGCGUGAUUGGUUUUUCAACCAUACAGGGCCUUCUAGUAGAAAAAGUUCAAAAUGUUUGAAUGGAGUUACUAAACCGCGAGCCAUCAAUUUGAAAUAACAAGGCACCUCUAUUGUUUAAUCUGGCAGUAAUCUUGAUUUAACUGUGACAGCAUUUGAACCUGAUAAUGAAAUAUGCGAAAAAUCCAUAAAAACCAAGAAAUCUAGCCAUAUUUUUAUUUUCCUACAGACCUAAACAUCCCCCAGUGUUACCUCGAGCGUUAAUGUUGUUGAUUAAAUAUAAUCUAAUGCAACGUUAUAUUUAUUUUCAACGUAAUACUUGCUGAGCUUCACGGUUUCUGUUGUUGUUGCUUUUAAGGGUAAUUAUUAUAAUUGUUGUUGUGUUGUUGUUGUUAUGAUGUUGUUGCUGUUGUUUUGUUUUUUUUGUUUUUUUUGUUUUGUAACAAGCACGGUGCGGAAUAGAUGGCUUUGUGUAUUUAGGAAUCUUUAGGGGGGGGGGAGUUUAAGUUAAAUUUAGGAAAUAACGCUAAAGCGGUUUCUGAAAUCUUUUCUAGAUUUAUCAGAAGCGCAAUAUUUUUUUGAUAGUCUUCAAGGUUUUCUUAAGAUGGUACCAAGAAAAUAUGAUAUUAAGUAAUUAUUAGAUCCUGACACAGAGCAAUUUCAUCAUUUAUUGAUAAUCAACUGUCACAAUUUCACUAAUUGCAAUGAAAUCCACUACUUCGCAUCUCAUUUGCGAUGGAUAAUUGGAUGUUGGUGAACAUUUUUGCAUAGUCUUUCUAUUUAUAUAAUUGUAAAUGUAAAAUUGUUUUGGUAAAUUUUGUAAUUUCGUGGUAUUAGUAAAUUUAAAUAUAAAUUUAUCUCUG